Melospiza georgiana is the source of this 2706-nucleotide messenger RNA. It is a transcript of the gene HNRNPR, whose product is annotated as heterogeneous nuclear ribonucleoprotein R. Gene Ontology annotation, cellular component: nucleus; ribonucleoprotein complex. Lineage: Eukaryota; Metazoa; Chordata; Aves; Passeriformes; Passerellidae. The coding region runs from base 31 to 2019 and encodes 662 amino acids. Gene Ontology annotation, molecular function: mRNA binding. The transcript is spliced from 11 exons. The record is from RefSeq and is a predicted model, not a curated record.
CCGCGUGCUGCCGGGGUCGCGCCGCCGUCCAUGAGGAGAAGGAGGAGCGCGCGCCAUUUGCCGUCGCUGCUUGGGCCCGAGCUGCGCCGCGCCGGCCCCGCUCCGCAGCAUAAUAAAAUGGCUAAUCAGGUGAAUGGUAAUGCGGUACAGUUAAAAGAAGAGGAAGAACCAAUGGAUACUUCCAGUGUAACUCACACAGAACACUACAAGACACUGAUAGAGGCAGGCCUCCCACAGAAGGUGGCAGAGAGACUUGAUGAAAUAUUUCAGACAGGCUUGGUAGCUUAUGUCGAUCUUGAUGAAAGAGCAAUUGAUGCUCUUAGGGAAUUUAAUGAAGAAGGAGCCCUCUCUGUAUUACAGCAAUUUAAAGAAAGUGACCUGUCGCAUGUACAGAACAAAAGUGCAUUUUUAUGUGGAGUUAUGAAGACCUACAGGCAAAGAGAGAAACAAGGCAGCAAAGUACAGGAAUCAACGAAGGGACCAGAUGAAGCAAAGAUUAAGGCUUUGCUAGAGCGGACUGGUUACACUUUGGAUGUAACUACAGGACAGAGGAAAUAUGGGGGUCCUCCUCCAGAUACUGUGUAUUCAGGUGUCCAGCCUGGCAUUGGAACAGAGGUUUUUGUUGGUAAAAUUCCCCGAGACCUUUAUGAAGAUGAGUUGGUACCACUCUUUGAGAAAGCUGGUCCAAUUUGGGAUCUGCGUCUCAUGAUGGAUCCUCUUUCUGGUCAGAACAGAGGUUAUGCUUUCAUUACCUUUUGUAGUAAAGAUGCAGCACAAGAAGCAGUCAAACUGUGUGACAACUAUGAAAUCCGUCCUGGAAAGCACCUUGGAGUAUGCAUCUCUGUGGCAAACAACAGGUUAUUUGUUGGGUCAAUUCCAAAGAACAAAACUAAGGAAAACAUACUGGAAGAGUUUGGUAAAGUCACAGAGGGUUUGGUGGAUGUAAUUUUGUAUCAUCAACCUGAUGAUAAAAAGAAGAAUCGAGGAUUCUGCUUCUUGGAGUAUGAGGAUCACAAGUCAGCAGCACAAGCUCGCCGACGCCUGAUGAGUGGGAAAGUAAAAGUCUGGGGAAAUGUUGUUACAGUGGAAUGGGCUGAUCCAGUAGAGGAACCUGAUCCAGAAGUCAUGGCAAAGGUUAAAGUUUUAUUUGUAAGAAACUUGGCCACUACUGUGACAGAAGAAAUUCUUGAGAAAUCCUUUUCUGAAUUUGGAAAGCUGGAAAGAGUAAAGAAGUUGAAGGAUUAUGCAUUUGUUCAUUUUGAGGACAGAGGUGCAGCAGUGAAGGCUAUGAAUGAAAUGAAUGGGAAAGAGAUAGAAGGGGAAGAAAUUGAAAUAGUAUUAGCAAAGCCACCGGAUAAGAAAAGGAAAGAACGUCAGGCUGCCAGACAGGCCUCCCGGAGCACUGCGUAUGAAGAUUAUUAUUACUACCCUCCGCCUCGCAUGCCACCUCCUAUGAGAGGCCGAGGCCGUGGAGGAAGAGGUGGAUAUGGCUAUCCCCCAGAUUACUAUGGCUAUGAAGAUUAUUAUGAUGAUUACUAUGGCUAUGACUAUCAUGACUACCGUGGUGGCUAUGAAGAUCCCUAUUACGGCUAUGAUGAUGGCUAUGCUAUAAGAGGAAGAGGAGGAGGAGGAAGGGGUGGGAGAGGUGCCCCUCCACCACCUAGGGGGCGGGGAGCACCACCACCAAGAGGUAGAGCUGGCUACUCACAGAGGGGGGCACCCAUGGGACCGCCGAGAGGAGCCAGGGGGGGGAGAGGGGGCCCUGCACAGCAGCAGAGAGGACGUGGUGCUCGUGGAGCCAGGGGCAACCGUGGGGGCAACGUAGGAGGCAAGAGAAAGGCAGAUGGGUACAACCAGCCUGAUUCCAAGCGCCGGCAGACCAACAACCAGCAGAACUGGGGCUCCCAACCCAUCGCUCAGCAGCCGCUCCAGCAAGGUGGUGACUAUGCCGGUAACUAUGGUUACAAUAAUGACAACCAGGAAUUUUAUCAGGAUACUUAUGGGCAACAGUGGAAGUAGACAAGUGAGGAGGGAUUGAGAAUAUUGGAAAACAUAGAAUUGGCUAUAGCUCUACAUCUUUCAAAAAAAAAAAAAAAAAGAAAAAAAAUUGGCUUAAUGUUUCAUCCUUCAGUAGCGAUUGGCUGCCAUUUGUAUUGGGCUGAAGAAUCACUCUAUUGUGUAUAUACUCGAGUCUCUUAGUUUUCUUUUUUCAUAAAUGCACUUGGACAUUACUGGGCUUGCAGAAUUCCUGAACUCCUUAUGGGGUCUCAGUGCUUUUAUCAUUUUAGGCUUCACUUUAGCAGUUUAAAAGCAGGAAUGGCACACUGUUCAAUCAUGAUUUUGCAGAACCUCUGGUUUUGGACAGUUUCUUCUUUUUUUUUUUUUUUUUGGAUUUGGGAUAGACUACAUAGGAGUAUGCUGUACAUAAAAGUAAAAGCUAGUGCUUUGUCUUAGUAGUUUUAAGAAAUUACAACAAAUUAAGUUUUCUUGUAUUGAAAAUAACAUGAUUGUAUGUUUUGCAUUCCUAGAAGUAGGAUAACUGUGUUUUUAAAUUGUUAUAACUUCACACCUUUUUGAAAAUCUGCCCUACAAAAUUUGUUUGGCUUAAAACGUCAAAGCCGUGGCAAUUUGUUCCUUGAUGUGAUUGUAUUUCCAAUUUCUUGUUCAUGUAAGAUUUCAAUAAAACUCAAAAAUCUAUUCAAAACA